This is a messenger RNA of Pseudophryne corroboree (corroboree frog), 1594 nucleotides long. RefSeq names its product UBA domain containing 2 (gene UBAC2). Lineage: Eukaryota; Metazoa; Chordata; Amphibia; Anura; Myobatrachidae. The transcript has 10 exons. The coding region runs from base 325 to 1344 and encodes 339 amino acids. The record is from RefSeq and is a predicted model, not a curated record. Gene Ontology annotation, molecular function: protein binding; serine-type endopeptidase activity.
UCUGUGUACACUAUACACAGGAAGAGGAAGCAUAAUGGAACUGUGCGUUCCAUUUCUUUCUAUCCUGUGUUCCACUUUACUUUGCUGCACAGAGUGAGAGCACACUGCAUUCCUGCACCCAGAGACCAGCCAGAGGGACUAUCCUGCCAGUCAGGCACAGGGACAAGCCUGUUGCAGAGGGGCCAUACAACCGUUUUCUUGUUUUAUAGCUUGAAAUCAAAUGCGAUAAGCCUGCUAGAUUGGGUAUAAACUAUGUGAAAUUGCGCACACGGAUUGAAGGUUACAGCCUGUCAUGAGCUCUGCAUUGAGCAGAGAACAAGAACAAUGAUUGCUAGUACUGGCUCCACUGGACUUUAUAAAGCUUCCUUGUCCAAAGGUCUCUUACUCAUCCCAGGUAUCCUAUCCAUUCUCCUGGCACUUCUGUUUCAGCAGGAACAGCAGUCAUUCUUUGUAUAUGAUUUACAAGCAAUAAAAGACAAGUUUCAUAUAUGGAGACUAAUCUCUGGGAGAUUUGUAUGUCUUGAUUUGAAGGACACAUUUUGUAGCAGUUUACUAAUCUACAAUUUUAGAACUUUAGAGAGAAGAUUUGGGUCCCAGAAAUUUACGUCAUAUUUGCUUGGGACCUGGAUACUUUCUGCACUUUUUGAUUUCCUACUUGUUGAAGUUGUACAAGUUGUGGCUGGUAUAACCCUCAGCACUUUACCUUCUGGAUUUUUGGCUCCUGUCUUCGCACUGUUUGUGCCAUUUUAUUGUUCGGUGCCACGAGUGCCAUUGGCUCACAUAUUUGGGUGGUUUCCAAUCACAAACAAAACUUUGGUGUACAUAGUAGGACUACAGCUUUUGACCUCAAGUCCAUCAAUGCUGGUGGUUGCCAUUAGUGGCCUGGUUUCUGGAUUCUUCUACAAUAAGGAUGUUCUGAAUGUUCGACAGAUACUAUGUGUCCCGAACUGGGUUGCUGAUAUCUUUUCUCGAACUAUAGAUCCAGUAUUCUCAUCCAUUGAGCCAGUCACUGAGGCCCAUGUUGGGAUGGGUGCGACUGUGGACAUCCAGAGGCAACAGAGAAUAGAGCUGCUUGAUCAGCAGUUAAUGUUUUCCCAAAUUUCCCAGCUAGGAAGAAGACGACAAGAGCAGGGUGGAAUGUUUGCUUGGAAUCGCCUUUUUCAUCCCUUGCGAGAGCAACGAGCUGUUAACCAUGCAGAACCACAAGCUCCACCUCCUCCCGCCCCUGAAGAUCAGGUUGCACAGUUGAUGGAGAUGGGAUUUUCCAGAGCAGAUGUCUUGGCUGCUUUAAGGGCUUCAAACAAUGACAUGAACUUAGCUACCAAUUUUUUACUGCAACGGUGAUAUCCAGGGAAAGGUGCAAAUUAAUAUUUUGCUUAAAGAUAUAUAUACUUAUAUUGUAUAUGGACAGAGUAAUUUAAAGCACUUGACUUUUAUACACGCUCCAAACUUGGCAAUGUAAGAAGGUAUCAGGGUAGGAAACCACUUCUGAAAUUUAGACAUUUUAAUAAUUUCUUUUUUUUUUUUCAGAAUAAUUCUUAAUGGCUGUUAUGAAAAAAAUAAUGUAUCUGGAUAUUGAUGAUUUAUUAAAUGC